Messenger RNA from Aspergillus homomorphus CBS 101889, 1995 nucleotides. RefSeq names its product alpha-galactosidase D. Lineage: Eukaryota; Fungi; Ascomycota; Eurotiomycetes; Eurotiales; Aspergillaceae. The record is from RefSeq and is a predicted model, not a curated record. Bases 1 to 1995 code for a protein of 664 amino acids. The transcript has 5 exons. Gene Ontology annotation, biological process: carbohydrate metabolic process. Gene Ontology annotation, molecular function: hydrolase activity, hydrolyzing O-glycosyl compounds.
AUGUCUGGAAUUCUUGCUGUGUCCCUGCUGGCUGUCGCGGCUGCGGCUGCACCGUCUCUCCAGCCUCGACUGAAGGAUGGCUUAGCCAAGACACCGCAGAUGGGGUGGAAUACAUACAACCAUUACUCCUGCUCGCCGAAUGAGACCAUUGUUCGUUCCAAUGCCAAGGCGUUGGUUGAUCUCGGACUCUCGUCGCUCGGAUACCGUUAUGUCACGACGGAUUGUGGCUGGACUGUUGCGGAUCGCUUAGCCGAUGGGUCGUUGACGUGGAAUGAGGAUCUGUUUCCGAAGGGCUUUCCAGCCUUGGGAGAGUAUAUCCAUGGCUUGGGGCUCUUGUUCGGUGUCUACGGAGACACGGGGAUACUCCUGUGCGGCAGUCCCCCGAAUAACACGGGCAGUUUGAACCACGAAGAACAAGACGCUGCAACCUUUGCAUCAUGGAAGAUUGACUCCUUGAAAUAUGACAACUGCUACGCGGACGCGGCCACCAACUUCCCCAACGUGAAUUACGCGCCCAGCACUUCUCCGUCAUCCAGAUAUGCCAUCAUGUCCAAAGCGUUGGCCAAGCAGAACCGCACCGUUCUGUUCCAGAUCUGCGACUGGGGCGUUGACUUUCCUGCGCUCUGGGCUCCCUCCCUCGGCCACUCCUGGCGCAUCGGCAAUGACAUCAUCCCUGCCUGGCGCACCAUCUUCCGGAUCAUCAACCAGGCAGCCCCGCAGACGGACUUUGCCGGGCCGGGGCAGUGGCCCGAUCUUGAUAUGCUGGAGGUCGGCAACGGGAUCUUCUCCAUACCCGAAGAGCAGACACAUUUCUCGCUGUGGGCCAUCCUGAAGAGUCCGCUGACCAUCGGGGCAGCUCUGAAGGAUGAGACUACUGCCAUCAGCGAUGCAUCGCUGGCAAUCCUCAAGCAGAAGGACGUGAUAGCGUUCAACCAAGAUGCGCUAGGCAAGAGCGCGAGUCUGCGUCGUCGAUGGACGGAAGAAGGCUACGAGGUCUGGAGUGGUCCGUUGUCUGGCGGACGAACCGUCGCGGCGCUGGUGAACUGGCGGAACGAGUCGCGCGAGCUGACGCUCGACCUGGCGGAUAUCGGCUUCCAACACGCCGGGACUGUCAAGAAUAUCUGGGAGGGGAGCGUGGCGCAGAACGUGCGCACGUCCUACACCGCCACGGUCGCCGGGCACGGCACGAUGCUGCUCGAGUUGCAUGAUACCACAGCCUCGGGGGAGUAUGCUGCGGAAAUCUUCAGCACAAUAACUGGAAAAACCACAACAUUCGCGCCCAUCUCCGCCAUCACCACAAGCACAAACUACACUCUAACCAUCAACCUCUCUAAGCCCCUCUCAAGCUCGACCACCAUAACCAUAACGACGGGCAGCACCAACGCAACGAGCACCCAGUUCCGCAUCCCCGCCUCAACGACUCAACUCACCACCCCGCUCACGCUCUCGGCCUCCACCAACCUAAGCCUAACCAUCCACCACCCCUCCACCCCGCUCACCAUAACCUCGCUCCACCUCACCCCCCCAGCAGGAACCUACUACCCCUCAACAACCUUCACUCUCUCCGGACCCGCAACCCUGACAACUUGUGGAGCAGGAACCUGCCACCCGGUCGGCGCGAAAAUAGGGUAUCUGUCGCCCACAGGUUCCGCAAAAACAACGGUGCACGCCUCCUCCGCCGGCGAGAAGUAUCUCGAGAUCGACUACAUCAACAACGACAUCGCGUUCCAGUCGGCGUGGAACGAGGGGCGUAAUGCGCGUAAUCUCACCGUCGCGGUCAACGGGGGCACGCCUGUGCGGCUCGAGGUGCCGCUGAGUGGACGAUCGAGUGAGUUGUUCGCGCCUGGGCUGGGGUGGUGGGAUAGCGCCACGCUUGGGGUCACGGUAGACGGGUGGAAGGUGGGCGGCAAUGAGGUUGUUGUUGGGAAUGUUGGCGGCGAGGAUGGGGUGCAGAGUUACGGGGCGGAUUUGGUGGGCUUCAGGGUUUCUGAUUAG